Camellia sinensis is the source of this 570-nucleotide messenger RNA. The record is from RefSeq and is a predicted model, not a curated record. Lineage: Eukaryota; Viridiplantae; Streptophyta; Magnoliopsida; Ericales; Theaceae.
AUGGGCUGUAACAAAGCCGUCGUGGAGGACCUCUUGACUGACCUACUAGGAGUGGUGACUGUACAAUCUUCUCCAUCAGAGUCCCAGUCCAAGCCAAAAUCAAAGAGGGUGAAGAUGGCUAAGGCAAAGGCCCCAGUUACUCAAAUGGACAUCGAAGACACCUUGCCAAUCUCCAAGCUAGCCAAGGUGAUCCAGCGCACUCAUUCCUUUGCAACGAAAGCCGAGGCUUUCAAGAAAGAAUUGGUCUGCAAGACCAAAGAGGCUGUUGGCUUCCUUGCUUCCCUUAAUAACGCCGAGGUAAAAAUGAUGAUACUACUGGAUCAAGCCAAAGCUACCAAACAAGCUCAAGAUCAAGUCGAGGAAAAGACGCAAGCUGCUGAAGCGGUUGCCUAUGUACUCAGGACUAAGGCUAAAGAAUCUGAAGCCAAAAUUGCCAAAGCUGAGGCGGAGUUGCGGGAGGCCCUGGCGACCAAGGCAUCCGAAAUUAAGGCAGCUAACAAAAAGGCCUACGCUGAAGGCCAGGCCAACGUACGUGACGCCUACAAUGAACAAGCAAAACCAGGCUUAUAG